Molecule: messenger RNA, 2657 nt
Organism: Cynoglossus semilaevis (tongue sole)
Lineage: Eukaryota; Metazoa; Chordata; Actinopteri; Pleuronectiformes; Cynoglossidae
Gene: slc24a5
Product: solute carrier family 24 member 5
Exons: 9
Coding region: 315-1853 (512 amino acids)
Biological process (GO): melanocyte differentiation; calcium ion transmembrane transport; intracellular calcium ion homeostasis
Cellular component (GO): trans-Golgi network; membrane
Molecular function (GO): calcium channel activity; calcium, potassium:sodium antiporter activity
Source: RefSeq, a predicted model, not a curated record
UUCAUUAUUAUGGGAUGGCUGCAGAGACGGUGGAUGAACGGUGGGUCGGUGAUGCCCCCCAGACGCCCCCCGGGCCUCAGUCAUUCAGAUCAGCGUGUUCAGGUCCAGUGGAGUGACUAGGAACUCGUGAUUCUCCACACUCUCAGCUGCAGCUCCUGACCUUUAAAGAUGCUUUCACUGCCCUCAUCCACUCACACUGUAGUUCACUUUACUUCACUUCAGGGACCGUCUGCAACUUCUCCUCACCACAUCUAACUACAGAUAACGCGCUAAUUUGAUUUGCUUUAAUUUAAUUGAAAUUAGUUGGAAGUACAAUGAAUAAAGUCGCCACUCCACAGAAGAAGAAAAGACGAGAUUUUAUUCCUUACUUCCUCGGGUUCGUUCUCUUUCUCUACUGCACGGUGCAGCUGAUCUCGUUCACAGCAGAUGCAGCGCAGCAGACGCGGAGGAAACGUCGGGCUCUGGAGAAUGACACUGAAUGCAUCGCCCCGCAGUCCUCUGAGUUCCCAGACGGCUUUUUCACAGUGCAGGAGAGAAAGGACGGCGGUCUGGUCAUCUACUUCCUGCUCAUCUUCUACAUGCUCCUGGCGGUCGCCAUAGUCUGUGACGACUAUUUCCUGCCAUCUCUGGAAGUCAUCAGUGAACGUCUAGGACUUUCUCAGGAUGUAGCCGGGGCCACUUUUAUGGCAGCUGGGAGUUCUGCUCCAGAACUGGUCACUGCCUUUCUGGGUGUGUUUGUAACAAAGGGAGACAUCGGCGUCAGCACCAUCGUCGGCUCGGCCGUUUACAACUUACUGGGUAUCUGUGCAGCCUGUGGACUCCUGGCCUCAAUGGUGGGGCGUCUGACCUGUUGGCCUCUGUUCAGGGACUGCCUGGCAUACGGCCUCAGUGUCUCUGCCGUCAUUGCGAUCAUAGCUGAUAACCAGGUGUACUGGUACGAGGCUGCCUCGCUCCUGCUGGUCUACGGCCUCUACAUCAUGGUUCUGUGUUUUGACCUUCGCAUCAGUGAGUUUGUGCUGAGGAAGCUGAGUCCGUGCUGCACCUGCCUGGGCAACAGAUCAGGGCAGAAGAACGAGAACCAGCCCCUGGUGGACUGGAACGACGACAGCAGUCUGAGGAUCCACAGCCGCUCCAGAACCGACAGUGGAAUUUUCCAGGACGACUCUGGAUACUCGCACCUGUCCCUCAGCCUGCACGGCCUCAACGAGAUUCCUGAAGAACAGGGUAAAAGUGUGUUCUCGGUGCCAGAGAACGAUCUGCGGAGGAUCCUGUGGGUUCUGUCCCUCCCCAUCAUCACUCUGCUGUUCCUCACCAUCCCAGACUGCAGGAGAAGGUUCUGGAAACAGUGGUUCAUGGUGACCUUCAUCAUGUCUGCAGUCUGGAUCUCAGGCUUCACAUACCUGCUGGUGUGGAUGGUGACUGUUGUAGGCGAGACACUGGGCAUCCCUGACACAGUGAUGGGCCUGACGCUGCUGGCUGCUGGGACCAGUAUACCUGACACAGUGGCCAGUGUGAUGGUGGCCAGAGAAGGGAAAGCCGACAUGGCCAUGUCCAACAUCGUGGGCUCUAACGUGUUCGACAUGCUGUGUCUGGGCCUGCCUUGGUUCAUCAAGACCGCCUUCGUGGACACCAACAACCCCGUGGAGGUCAACAGCACCGGGCUGCUCUUCAUUUCUGCCACUCUGCUGCUUUCCAUCGUCUUUCUCUUCGUGGCUGUUCAUGUCAACGGGUGGAGACUGGACUGGAAGCUGGGAAUCGUCUCCCUCAUCUGCUACAUCCUCUUCGCCACUCUGGCCAUACUCUACGAACUGGGGAUUAUAGGAAACAAUCCCCUGACGCUGUGCAGGGACUGACUUCACAGUUGACGGGGACAUUCUGGGACCAAACAAGUCAGCGGAGACGUCAAAGGAAAGCAACAAUCUGUGUCAGAAAUGUUCGAUCACAGCAAGAAACUGAAAUGUCAGUUCACACAACGCCGCUGUGUCAUGGCUACAGAUCAUUUCUUGGCUUCUCAGAAAAAAGGACAGUUUUUCUACAAGGCUGGGACUGAAUGCCACGACUCAAUAAAUUUAUGACAGUCAGUGUGACUGAAUCAAUGGUAGCCAUUUACCUAACUGCCUAACUGAUAAGGUUUUACGGCUACAAGUGUUGAAAUGAGCCAUGAAGAGUGAAAAAAAACAAUCAGAAAUCCCCACGGCCGAGGUUAUCUGAAGUCACAAAAAGCUUUUAUCAGUUGUUCAUCAUUAACUCUACAAAACUUGAAAGGAACCUUGAGCUGCAACAAAAAGGAAAAAAGUAUAUUCUAAGUAAUUUAUAGUGAUUGGAGUCUUAACAGGCAUCACAAACACAAAGGUUUCAGAUCAUUACUGGGAGAUAGUUUUGUUUUGGUAAUGGUAAAAAAAAAAUCUGCUUUGUUUCCCUCAUAAUUUCAGGUUUCAAUAAUUAUGAGAAUUAAUAUGCUGACAGUUAGACUUUUUGUGUGUUCUCUAUCACAUAAACCACACACAUAUAAAGUGUUUAAUACGUUUUUUGUUAUAUUGUAUUUAAUAUUUAAAUUAGAUUUAUAUAUAUACAUAUAUUUACACACAGUUUAUAUAUAACAUGUAUACAUACAUCUAUAGUGUACAUAAUACACACAAAUAUAUGUAUAUAUGCAU